Chiloscyllium plagiosum (whitespotted bambooshark) is the source of this 1573-nucleotide messenger RNA. RefSeq names its product vacuolar protein sorting-associated protein 26B-like. The record is from RefSeq and is a predicted model, not a curated record. Gene Ontology annotation, biological process: intracellular protein transport. NCBI's taxonomy places the organism in Eukaryota, Metazoa, Chordata, Chondrichthyes, Orectolobiformes, Hemiscylliidae.
UUUUGCAGGAGGGUGGUAGGGCGGGAGGUAGCGGCGCAUGCGCAGUGAGGUCGAGGGUGAAGUUGCUGCAGAGACACAGAAACAGGAAAAAGGCUCCGAGCCAGCCUGUACCCCUGUAUUUGUACAGGGCCAAGCGGCGUGCUUUAAAGUGGGAAGAUUAAGGGGAUACAGAUCUACGCCGCACUCUUGUAAGCAAUAACAAAAGGCCAGCGAAAGAUGAGCUUCUUCAGUUUUGGGCAAAGUGCAGAAAUUGACGUUGUGUUGAAUGACGCUGAGACGCGUAAAAGAGUAGAGCACAAGACAGAAGAUGGGAAGAAGGAUAAAUACUACCUGUUUUACGAUGGAGAAACCGUCUCCGGGAAAGUAAAUGUCACCCUGAAAAACCCCGGGAAAAGGCUAGAACAUCAGGGGAUUAAAAUCGAGUUCAUAGGGCAGAUUGAACUGUACUAUGACCGAGGGAAUCACCAUGAGUUUGUGUCUCUGGUAAAAGACCUGGCCCGACCUGGUGAGAUGACACAGUCCCAGACAUUUGAUUUUGAGUUUACACAUGUAGAAAAGCCUUAUGAAUCAUACACUGGCCAGAAUGUGAAGUUACGGUACUUUCUAAGAGCAACCAUCAGCCGUAGAUUGAAUGAUAUUACGAAGGAAAUAGACAUUGUUGUUCACACCCUCAGUACCUACCCUGAGAUGAACUCAUCCAUCAAAAUGGAAGUUGGGAUUGAAGACUGCCUGCACAUUGAAUUUGAAUACAACAAGUCAAAGUAUCAUUUGAAGGAUGUGAUUGUAGGAAAGAUCUAUUUCUUAUUGGUUCGAAUCAAGAUCAAGCAUAUGGAGAUUGACAUCAUAAAAAGGGAAACUACAGGAACUGGACCAAAUGUGUUUCAUGAAAAUGAUACAAUAGCAAAGUAUGAAAUAAUGGAUGGAGCCCCAGUCAGAGGUGAGUCCAUACCUAUCAGGCUUUUUCUGGCUGGAUAUGAGUUAACUCCAACAAUGAGGGAUAUCAACAAGAAGUUCUCUGUACGAUACUACCUCAAUCUCGUUCUUAUUGAUGAGGAGGAAAGGAGAUAUUUCAAACAACAGGAAAUAACUUUGUGGCGAAAAGGAGAUAUUGUUCGAAAGAGUAUGUCCCACCAGGCAGCCAUUGCAUCACAACGCUAUGAAGGGUCAACAAAUACUGGAAACAAGCCUGCAGUACAAAAUCAGGAUGCAGAGAACUAGCCUUUUUUUUUGUCAAAGUCUAGGCAGCUAGAUUAAUAACAUAACCUACUAAAAAAAAAUCAAUGGCAAAGAAAUUAGUGUUUUUCAAGUUGACACAAUUCCCUUCAGAUGACAUCUUUGUGACAAGAGAUGUGACUGAAAUUUAUACGGCCGCCUUUGUGUGUUAACAUAAAGUUAAUCCAGAUUUUUGUUUUACUUUUGAAACAUGUUGAAGCAUAUAAUACCAAGCGAAGCUACAAAGUCAACGAGUCCAAGUUCCAUUAUUGUUGUUCAAGCAUGUGCAGUUGUUGAGGAGAAAGUGAGGACUGCAGAUGCUGGAGAUCAGAGCUGAAAAUGUGUUGCUGGAAAAGCGCAG